This is a messenger RNA of Phaedon cochleariae (mustard beetle), 832 nucleotides long. Lineage: Eukaryota; Metazoa; Arthropoda; Insecta; Coleoptera; Chrysomelidae. The record is from the annotation of a GenBank genome assembly.
UAUAAGUUGAACCCUUGAACUAACCCUACUUUCUGUUUCUCUUUUCUUGUUACUGUUUUUCGACUUUUCGAAUUUUCGAGAUAUUUGUAUUAUUUGUAAUAAAAAAAUAUUUGAAGCUGCCUUGAGGAGGAAUUGCUUCCAUUUUCCACGAGAAGAAUGGCUGAGGCAAUGAAACAAACCGUAGCAUCCAUGCUCAAAGGGAUUGAAAGGUAUAAUCCUGACAACUUACCAACUCUGGAACGCUAUGUAGAAAUCCAGUCCCGUGAGAAUGCUUAUGACCUUGAAGCGAAUUUGGCUGUAUUAAAGCUGUACCAGUUCAACCCCCACAGUUUCAACAUCAGUGUAACAUGUCAAAUUCUACUCAAAGCACUCACAAAUCUUCCUCACACUGAUUUCAUACUGUGCAAAUGUCUUUUAUAUGAGAAGCAGCUCUCUCAAGAACCAAUCAACCAAAUAGUUUACCUCGCUGAUAUUCUGGAACAAUGCGACUUCCAGGUCUUCUGGACCAGAAUCCAUACUCUCCCUGAUCUUACCCAGUCGAUAACUGGUUUUGUUGACUCCAUACGCAAAUUUAUUUGCCAUGUGGUUGGUAUAACAUACCAAACCAUCGAACACAGUCACUUGGCACAGUUGCUGGGGGAUGUAGAUGACAGUACGUUGAAGUUGUGGAUUAAAAAGUAUGGGUGGAAAGAGAUGGGCAACUUGGUAUUUAUCUCCAACCAGGAUGAAAAUAUAAAAACGAAGAAUAUCAAUGAAAAGAUUGAUUUUGACAGUGUUGGUGCUAUUAUGGCUUCAUGUCGCUGAUUAUGAUAAAUAAACUUAUUAUCCCGAA